Oreochromis aureus is the source of this 4455-nucleotide messenger RNA. RefSeq lists its product as uncharacterized. NCBI's taxonomy places the organism in Eukaryota, Metazoa, Chordata, Actinopteri, Cichliformes, Cichlidae. The coding region runs from base 53 to 2314 and encodes 753 amino acids. The record is from RefSeq and is a predicted model, not a curated record. The transcript has 8 exons. Gene Ontology annotation, molecular function: protein binding; peptidyl-prolyl cis-trans isomerase activity.
UAGAGGGAGAAAGACAUUUCGAAAACACACUUUUCUGUUUCCCAGCGUGGCAAUGGAGGAGACGUACCUUCUCAACUAUCCAGGUGUCAGGAAGAAAAUUCUGGCAGGAGGCAGUGGACCGUUACCUCACUUUCCACCUGGGACAAAGCUGGUUUUCCACUUCCAGACACUGUUGGACAACUUCGAGAGGACAGUCAUUGAUGACAGCCGACUAGCUGGCAGACCGGCAGAGAUCUUUGUCGGAAAGAUGUUCAAGAUGGAAGUCUGGGAGACCCUGUUGACGUCCAUGCGUGUUGGAGAGGUGGCUGAGUUCUGGUGUGAUGCCAUUCACACAGGCUUGUACCCCAUUGUGUCCAAGGGAAUGAGACUGAUCGCUCAAGGGAAAGACCCUCUAGAGGGUCAGAGACACAUGUGCGGUAUGGGAAACCUGUUCCACUAUCACUCCACGGGUUUCCCUGAGCUGGAUGAGCUGAUGCGGACUCCUCAGCCGCUUAUAUUUAUCAUGGAGUUGCUGCAGGUAGGAGACCCUAUGUCCUACCACAGAGAGUCGUGGAUGAUGGAAAAGGAUGAAAAGCUGCAGACAGUGCCAGUUCUCCACAUGCAGGGCAAUGCCCUGGUCAAACAGAAGAAAUACAGAGACGCUGCCAGCAAGUACAAAGAAGCUGUCCUGCUGCUAAAAACUGUCCAGUCUAGGGAGAUGCCGGGUGAUAUAGACUACAUUAACUUGGGUCGAAUGAUUGUCCCCCUGGAGCUGAACUACUGCCAGUGUAUGUUGGAGCUGGAGGAGUACUAUGAAGUCAUAGAGCACAUGGAUGAACUGCUGCAGAAACACAAAGACUGCGUCAAAGGCUACUACAAAAGAGCAAAAGCCCACGCUGCUGUGUGGAAUGAAAAGGAGGCCCGGAGAGACUUCAACAUGGUGGCUCAACUUGACAUCACUUUGGCGUCCCUCACCCAUCGAGAGCUAAAGGCCCUGUCGGAGCGCAUGAAGGAGAAAUAUUGGGAGGAGAAGGAGCAAUACUGGAACAAACUAGAGAAAAAUGAAAACACAAAUGAAGUGGGGGAGGCAGAGAGAAAUGAUGAUGAGGAGAAGCAGAGAGGAGAGACAGAAGAGGGAAAACAAGAACAUCCUGAAAGUGUGACAACAGCUGCAAAUGAUAAAGUGGGAGAUGAUUCAUAUGGAGAAGUUCAUGAAGAGAACCUCGGGGAAUAUAAGGUUGCACUGACUGAGGGAACAGUUAUCAAAGAAGAAGCAAGCUCUUCUGUAGUGAAUUUAAACACUUGCAAUAAAACAGAAGGCAAGGACUGGCAGCAGAUGUUACGACUGGUCAUGUUGCUGCAGAAUGAAGGAAAUUUCCUCAUUAAAGACAGCCACUUUCAAGAAGCUUCGGGAAAGUUCAAGGAGGCUAUAGAAUAUGUGGACUGCCUUCAAAAUAAAGUGGAUCACCAGGGUGAGGACUGGGAUUCGCUGGAGAAAGUGCGUCUUCCUUUAACUCUUAAUCUCAGCCAGUGCAUGCUGGAGCUAAAACAAUACCAGCAAGUUGUGGAGCUCAACACCAAGCUGCUGAAGAAACACAAAGGUAAUUUCAAGGCAGUGUACCAGAGGGCUCGGGCUCAUGCUGCUUUGUGCAAUGAGGAUGAAGCUCGAAGAGACUUUGAUACGGUGGAGCAACUGGACCCAAAGUUCAAACCCUUUGUGCGGCAGGAACUGAGGAAGCUGGGCCAGAGCAUGUGUUCUAUGCAUGCCCGUCAGAACAAGACUUACUGGGAUACAACACAGGAGAAGUGGGGGCAUGGUGGGACCAAGGCCAAUAGUGCAGCCAGAAAGAAGAACGUCAAAUUUCCUCCAAAAGCCAAAGAAGGAAAAGCUAAAGCAGAUAUUAAUGCAGAUAAGAAGACUGAAGACACUAAGAGCCAGGAGAUGGAAAGCUCAGAGAAAUGCCCCCCUGUCGAGACAGAGGAGGUGGAUGAUGCAGAAACAGGGAAAAAUCCAGAUGUGAAAGCAGAGCAGGGUAAUAAAGAGCCAGAGCGUGGGAGAGCGAGUGGAGAGGGGUUAGAUAAUGAAAGUAUAGAGAAGGCCGUGGUUCAUGAAGCUGGGCUGGGUGUACCAGAUAAUCAAGCAACAGAUAAAGAUAGAGAUCCUGCACCCGCCAGCUCCGGCAAAGAUAAUGCAGUGAGCAAGAGAUCAGUGCGCGAUAAGGCGAGAAAGAAGGUAAAAUGUCAAUCAAGUGCUGCAACACAGCCAAAGAGAACAAACUCAGGGAACAAAGCCAACAGGGCUAAAACAGAAAAGGGUGGCACUGCAUCAGAAUAGACCAAUGAGCUGUUUUUUCUGCUCUGAAGCAAAGGUUUAAGGUAGAAGUCGAGGGCAGACUGAAUAACAGAGUAAGAAAAAAAAAUUACAAGCACACAAGCCUCACAAUGGGACAUGCUGAUUCUCCCUUACACAAAUCCAAAUAUAAACACAAAAGAAAAAUUAAUAUAAAACAGCCUGUAUUUGGCACCAUUCUGAGCUAACUUUCAUUAUUCAAAUCUCAAAGGGAUAACUGCAGUCACAUGAAACAAAAUAAAAAAAAACAAAAACACGAGCAGACAAGGAGUUUGCCAAAUACAAACUUUUAUUUCUGUACACAAAGAGUAGAAAGCAGCCAGUAACCCACUUGUUAUUACAGUAAAAAGCCUUUCUUCAGAAAACUUUUUUAUACAGAUUAAAAACUCCAGAGAAAAGACAAAAAGAAGUGUUUUGAGUUCUGGACAAUAAAACAGGAAAUCAAAAGUGUUAAAGAAGUCAAACAUUAUGAUUAAUGAGGUAUAUUAAUGGUGAUUUAAAAGAACACACAAAGAAGAAAAGAAACCUCAUUUCAUCAGAAAAAAAAAUGAGUGUGUUAGAGUAACAAAUUAUUAUAUGUUGCGUGACAUUAAAGCGCAUGUGUCCUUGUUACAUAUUUAGAUGCGUGUUGGUAAACACAGGAGGGAGGGUCUGACACUGAGGCGGCAGAUUAAUGACAGGGCCCGUGGAGCAUGUUGGCAAGCUACAUGCAGUAACAGAAGUCUGAACAGUGAUAGCGGUGUCCUCUGGGGGUGACUCCGGCUUAUGUAGAGAACCUUUUUUCACACGGCUUCAGUCAUGCCACAGGGAGCAGUGUGUGUUAGUGUGUGUGGGGCAAAACAGGAAGCCCCUAGGAGUAAAGAAAUGUGCACACGGAUGAGACCUCAGAUGAUCACACAGUCACGCAUCAUCAUUUAUUUGGAUGGCGGUGUCGAGCAGCAGCAGAGUGAAAUGUUGGGACAAACUGUGAAUUGCAAUGUAACCCUGUAGUAUAACUACCUAGUCUAUAUGUUUGUGUCAUUCUUUCGCCACUAUAAACAUGACAACUGUUGAUGCGCAGUCCUACUGGGGGGGAUGUCUCCGCUUCUUUUUCACAAGCUGUCACUGCGCCAUCAUCUUGUGUACCCACAUAGAAAAGUAUGGAGCUACUGAGAGCAAUGGGUAAUCAUCACUGUGUAAUGAGAUGUGUAAAUACCAAUAGAUAAAUGUCUAUGAAUAAACAUUGCUUGUCAUGGCUUUUUUUUUUCUCCCACGAGCUGUGCAGCUGCUCGUUGUUCUCAGUUGUGAGAGCUUUAACAAAACAAAUUCUUAAGCAGUGCUGAUGCGGAGAUGGAUUCAACAAAUAGUAAUGACUAUCUUCAGCAGCUUAACAGUGGCAGGCUUCAGUGGAGGUGGAAGUGAAGAAAAGGAGAGCUGUGUUUGGGAACCAAGGGCCUCUCUUGCUUCCCUUAAGGCUAUUAGCAUUUGUAUUAUGAAUGGCACAUCACCUUUCCAACUUGCAAACCUGUGGAGCUUCGUCCUUGGGGGCAGUUCCCUAGCAACGGUAUCAAAACUAACAGGCAACGAGUGCUGAGGAGGAUGGUGUCAAAUGUGAGUGCUAUGUGCCUGGAGGAAGAUCCCAUAAUGAAUGCAGCACAUGGCUUUUAAACUCAUGUAUGUGGGGUCAGAAUGAUAUUUUUAAAGUUUAGCAUGGAUUCCUCAAUGUAUAUGUGACUGUCUUUUCUAUGAGAAUUGUGUGGUUUUAGUACGGAGAAACAAGCAGAGCCACAGCUUCAUUGUUUCAGGCAAACUUUAGUCCUGCUUCUGGAGAUUUUGCUGUGGCAGGCACAUCAAAGUGGAUCUCUCCCACCAGCCCUCAAGCAAUAAAUGGAUUGUUUUUUUUCUGCCUUUCCUCUCUUGUCUCUUAGAUCUUUACUCCCUCCAAGCAUACCCGGCACCAUGGGUUCACUCAUAAAAGCCUUAUUUAACCGGUUUCACCCUAUGGAUGCUCACAUGCUGUGAUCCACACUUUUCCAUUCCAGCUGUCACUUCCAAUCAACCACAGGUCUGUCUGCGGACUGACAGACACUAGUGCACAAACGCACUGACGCAACCUCCUUCCCUGAAUUUAAAGCAUAAUGAAAAAA